UGAGCAUACAAUUUCAUUGUGUUCCAGAUUUUAUUGCAUGCGUUUUCUUAAAUUAUAUAUUCAAAAUUUCUACAGUUUGUUUAUUUUAAAUCCGAAAUUGAAUCCAUUUUAUAAUGGCUAAAAAUAUUUCAUUUGUUUCGGAAUCGAUUCUCGAUGAGCAACGUAAACAUCGCCAAGAAGAAUGGUUGAAAAAUCGUAAAGAAUCUGAUCCGAUUGAGGCUCCUGAACCUGAAUAUGAUCCAAGAACAUUAUAUGAACGUUUACAAGAACAAAAACAAAAGAAACAAGAAGAAUUUGAAGAAUCAAAAAAAAUGAAAAAUCUUGUACGAGUAUUAGAUAAUGAUGAAAUUGAGUUUUUAGCUAUUUGUAAUAAUAGUAAAGCUGAAUUAGAAAAUCAAAAAUAUCGUGAAGAAUUACUUGCACUGGAAGAAUAUAAACGUGGUGUAGCACAUUUGAACAAUGAAGAACAAGAACAUAAACUAUCCGAAUUUAAACGUGAAUUAUUUCAAAAUCAUAAGAAACGUUUAGUAACGAAUCAAUCCAUUUCGAAUAGUAAACGAAAAAGUCAAGCCGAUUUAUUAAUGGGUGCUAUCAAACGGAAGCCAAAAGAUGGAUUGAAAACUGAACCAGAUUCGUUAAUAAUAUCCGAUACAAACUUCACCAAAGAUGAUGGUGAUUUAAAAAUCAAAUUUGAUGCAUCAAAACCAACCAUUCAAUGUAUUGGAAUAUUACCUGGAAUUGGUUGUUAUGAUGAUGAAAGCGAUAGCCUUGAAAGUGAUCGUGAAUCCAACGAAUCGGAUUGUGGAGAUUUCAAUGCGUUUGGUCAUAAAUUGGCCGAAUUAACAAAAGCAGCAGCAUCGGAAGGGCAGAAUAAUAAAAAAUAAUAGAAUUUCAAUUCUAAAAUUCAUUUAUCAUUGAUUUUUUUUCAUCAAAUUUUAUAUUUCUAUCGAUCGAUCAAUUAAUCAAUCAUACAAUGUGU
Messenger RNA from Dermatophagoides pteronyssinus (European house dust mite), 979 nucleotides. RefSeq names its product PSME3-interacting protein. The record is from RefSeq and is a predicted model, not a curated record. Lineage: Eukaryota; Metazoa; Arthropoda; Arachnida; Sarcoptiformes; Pyroglyphidae. Gene Ontology annotation, cellular component: nucleus.